GGCCUUCAGCAGUUCAUGAACCGCAGCUACACGCGGACGCACGCGACGAUGGUGCUCAGCGUCAGAAGAGAGAGUUCAAUAGAAACCGCGUCUACCAGGAACUUCUGAAUCAACGGAGAACUGAAUGUGACUGAUACGUGAACACAGCGAGGAUUUGAAACAUUGUUGUUACGUUGUUUUAACAUUGUAGUAGCAUUGCAAUAUCUUCAGACGUCAACUAGCACCGUGGAUCUGCUGUUAUUACCCUAACAACCCCCUUCAGCUGAGUCCGGGGGUAAUGUUGUCCGUUCUCUCGUACGGUAGACUGGUGGCCCGAGCGGUCAUCGGCGGACUCUCUCAAACCGACAGCCGCGAUUACAGCCUCGUGUCCGCCAGCUGCGGCUUCGGGAAGGAUUUUCGUAGGGGUAUCUUAAAGAAAGGGAUGUGUUAUGGAGACGAUGCCUGCUUUAUAGCCCGACACAGGUCUGCUGAUGUGUUAGGUGUGGCUGAUGGAGUGGGUGGUUGGCGUGACUAUGGAGUCGACCCGUCUCAGUUCUCUGGAACCCUCAUGAGGACGUGUGAACGACUGGUCAAAGAUGGACGAUUUGUUCCAAGCCACCCUGUGGGAAUCCUCACCACCAGCUACUAUGAGCUACUUCAGAACAAAGUACCACUGUUAGGAAGCAGCACAGCGUGUAUUGUGGUACUAGACCGGCAGAGUCAUCAGCUACACACAGCAAACCUGGGAGACUCUGGCUUUCUGGUAGUUAGAAGAGGAGAGGUUGUUCACAGGUCUGACGAACAACAGCACUACUUCAACACCCCUUUCCAGCUCUCAAUCGCCCCUCCAGAAGCAGAGGGCUCUGUUCUCAGUGACAGCCCUGAAGCUGCCGAUAGUUCGUCCUUCGAUGUCCAGUUGGGUGACAUCAUACUCACGGCUACAGAUGGUCUCUUUGACAACAUGCCAGAUUAUAUGAUCUUACAAGAACUUAAAAAGCUCAAGAAUGCCAACUAUGAAAGCAUCCAACAAACGGCCAAGAGUAUUGCCGAACAGGCCCACGUCCUAGCAUACGACCCCAAUUAUAUGUCCCCUUUUGCACAGUUCGCCUGCGAUAAUGGCUUGAAUGUCCGAGGAGGAAAGCCAGAUGACAUCACCGUUCUGCUGUCAAUUGUAGCAGAGUACACAGACUAAUGCUUACAAGGGCUGCAAAAUGCAUCUCUUGUCUCAGUCACUGGACUGGCGGCUGUUUCCUGCUGGCAGGAUUGAAGUCUGCGUGAGUUUUUUGUCUCUGGUAGAGACUUGGACCCCCACAUCUAACCCUUGUGCUCUUUGGUCUUACCGUACUAGACCGCACAAAUGACCUUGUCUCCUCUUGUGAAUGGACUAAGUAAAAGUCCACCUUAAACAUCUUGAUAUGGACUGCUACUUUUUCAUUUCUUGUUGGCUAACGUUUAAUGGCACAACUUUUAGUGUGCUUCACAAGGGCUUUGUUUGAACGCUGCUCCAGUAUGUCUGUAAGAAUUGAACAUCCUCCUGUCGUCCAGAAAUAAUUGAGGUGGUGCUAUGUAUGUGGUUGAGAAAAACUGACACGUAGCCAAAAAAUGAUCCAGAAAUCAGGGGAAAGUGAACCAGAAUGGAAUAAAAAUCUGAUUAUGGAUAAGCGUCCCAAAAAAGGACGUUUCCGCAUCAGGAAGCGUCAUUAAGAUGGCAGCGUCAUGCCAAUUUUAGAACGCUUUGCUCUGGGGAGUCUUGGGUGUAUAACUUUACAGAAGGCCAAGGGAGAUGCCCUCAAGUUACAUUUCUCUUGCGAUGGCACAUUUUGCCGGUUUACUUUCCAUUUAUUAUCCAUAUUAUCAAAGUUAAUGAUAAACCAUAGAGAUGCCUUCCUGUAAGAUAUUGAUGAACUGAUGAAAGAAGCUUUUGGAGCUUGAGGAGAACAAUUAUUCAUUACCGAAUAAAGGGUCGAUGGCAUAUAAAUAGAUUUUGAGGUCCAGGGCACAUUAUCUUUGCUUGGGGAGACAUUUCAAAAAGAAAAUCCCUUCUUAUUUAUUAAAAAAACUCCCCAUUUGAGUUUAAUGUAAUUACAAGCAAUGCAAGUGAUUGUGAGAUGUGUUGAGAUCCUUGCGUAAAACCACUUUUAAAAGUUUCACAUGAUUGUGUGUGUAUGAGUGUGUGUGUGUGUGUGUGUGUAUGAGUGUGUGUGUAUGAGUGUGUGUGUGUGUGUAUGAGUGUGUGUGUGGGUGGGUUUGGGUGGUUUACAAAGACAUUUUCUAAGAUUAGAAACUGGUAAUUAUGAGGGUAUUAUGCUGUAAAUUUGGUUUAUGAGGACAUUUCUAGUGUCCCCUUAAUUCAAAUCACUUAAAAACAUAUUAAAUGAUGUUUAAUUGAAAAUGUAAAAAUGCAUAAAGUUUUUGUGAGGGUUAGAGGACAGAAUCUAUAGUUCGUACGGUAUAAAAAUCAUUAUGUCUAUGGAGGAUAAUGAUAGCUGCACCAACAUUGUGUGUGUGUGUGUGUGUGUGUGUGUGUGUGUGUGUGUGUGUGUGUGUGUGUGUGUGUGUGUGUGUGUGUGAGAGAGAGAGAGAGGUAUAUCAAUGAGUUGUAGAUAUUUAGAAAACUGGCUGUAUAUUUAUGUAUGACAUUAUGCAUUUGAAAAGGUGUAUGCUGUUACACAUCAGAUGUAUAUGAGAGCAUAUUUAAAGAUUGUGUGAAUUCUGUUAAAAACACGUUUUUUUUUUGUAAACUUUCAUUUUAAAUAUCCCUCAAGGUGUUUACACGCAAGGCUAAUAUAAUGCUAGCAUCUGUGAAUGCAUUCAGUUGGUAUAUGAUGAUCACCUGAUCUAAUAAAGUUAUAUUUUUAUAACUUCUGUAUGUAGCUUUUUUACUAAUUUAGUCAAAUUAAUGUUCCUCGGAUGAAACACUGAGUGUCUAUGUUUUUGAGUUAAUAUUAAAGGAAUAGUUAUCAGUUAAAAUGUUUUGGUAAUUACAAUG
Molecule: messenger RNA, 2968 nt
Organism: Xyrauchen texanus (razorback sucker)
Lineage: Eukaryota; Metazoa; Chordata; Actinopteri; Cypriniformes; Catostomidae
Product: protein phosphatase PTC7 homolog
Exons: 6
Coding region: 278-1171 (297 amino acids)
Source: RefSeq, a predicted model, not a curated record